Molecule: messenger RNA, 3333 nt
Organism: Cynoglossus semilaevis (tongue sole)
Lineage: Eukaryota; Metazoa; Chordata; Actinopteri; Pleuronectiformes; Cynoglossidae
Product: calcium-independent phospholipase A2-gamma-like
Exons: 10
Coding region: 1-2952 (983 amino acids)
Biological process (GO): arachidonate metabolic process
Cellular component (GO): membrane
Source: RefSeq, a predicted model, not a curated record
AUGGGUUGUGGGCUGGCCAAGGCUGAAGGCAACGAGAGGAAGACAAAAGGUUUCAGCAGACUAUUUAAAGUCACACAUACGGUUAUAUCUGCUCGCCUGUUCCAAACGUGGAAUCCCGGUAUCUGCUGUCACGUGUGGCGCUGUUGUCCUUGUUUGACUGGGUCACUUCACGGUUCUAGCUCGACGAGCGAUCGUUUAUGGACAAACUCUUCACCAUCUUUGCCAAAGAUUGCUCAAAGUGGACGAGGACAAGGAUUAAACAACUGGAUCCUGCUCCGGACCAAAUCUGGUUCAAAUGUGACACUGACAAACUACACGUCAGUACAUCCACGUUCCAACCUCACUACCAACAUGUGUUCAAGGUCUGUUAACAGGACUCUACCAUCGUACUGCAAAAUUAGGUAUUUGAUGAGCCUUCUCAGAAGACAUCAUCACCUGGCCAGACACAGAUGUUCACAGCUGUCACACCUUCCCAGAUAUUCAAGAAGAGACAUUUUAAAAAAUUUAAACCAAAAUGACAAACAGGCCGAGUGUUUCCUCCCGCUCAGAGACUUCAGUCAAGGAAGGAUGUAUCUCCAGGACGUCCGAUUUUAUUCGUCCUCUAACAGGGAUGUCUUUAAGCCACAGCCUCCCAUUGGGAUCGUAGAGGAGUCUCGGAGAGGCUUUGAUUGGAAAUCUCUCGGAGGAAGUUUUGGUCAGUUGUCCGCACACAUUAAUCAUUACUUUAAGAAGAAAGACAAUGUGGCUGUAGCUGAAAAGCCUCGUUUGGAUCUACCUCCAGAACAUCCCGUGACGUCACAUACACACGGACGAUACCGGAGAAAAGUCCGAGAGAAGAAUACAUCUGAGGACAAAGUUACUGCACAGGUCCAUACACAUGAAGUACAACAGGAGACUAAAGAUGAACACCAAUCAAACCCAGAGAUACCCAGACUACAGUUGUUCCACAUCAGCUCCUUUGCGAACAGAUUUGGCGAGAGUUACACUUACGUCGCCAAUCACAUAAACUCUGUCUUUUCCAAGAGUUUGUCGUUGCAGAACGAUGAGUCUUCCACAAAAGGAGUACACAGAGGACGGAAGAGAAGAAUAGUUUCUAACUCUUACAGUGUUUCCUCUGAAGAUGAUAAGAAAUCCCAGGUGAAGUCAGUCAGUACUGUUGAAUCUAACGACCCCGCCGCCAGACGCUGGGACGAGACCUACCGACACUUUGCAAAGCACAUCAACAAAUACUUUGGUGCCAAGGUCACGGAUGAAAUUCACAACAAAACACAUCAACUUCCUGUGAAGGAUUACACUUUGAAAUCAACAACACAACCAACCUCGCAAACCACCGGUGCUACGUCAAACACGAGGCAACAAGACUCCGUCUCCCAGGAGAAGGGAGGCCUUUUCCACAGCAGCCAAAUAACUGACUUUGCAGAGAACUACCUCCAAAUGGCCAGUCACAUCAAUCAGUAUUUUAAGGGCCAAAAUGCCUCCGAUGGAGACACCGAUGCUGUACAUUCUACCUCUGAAAGACCGAAACCCAAAUCUAUCAUGGAUUGCCUCCGAAACCCGACCAGUGCCAUCCCAGACUUCUUAGGUUUUUACAUGAAUCCCUCGUCCAAGACGAGUAAAUACAAAAGCGCUGUGACUUCAACAGGUGCAAAAGUGAAUAAAAAGCUUGUCCUAAGUGGGAGACCAGUGGAAGAAACCACAGGCAGGCUGAUUGACAGUCUGUGCCUGGCCUCCUCUCCAGGAGCUCUGGUCGCCAGUGUUGAAGCACUGAAUGAACACCUCAUCUGUUACCCAUGGUGCAAAGCCUUAAUGUGGCAGGGGAAAACGGCAGGGAUGCUGGGGAAAAUGCGGCGAACACACAGAGAAGACCAUUUGCUUCAGAGCACCUUGAGAGAAACACUGGCUCUGAUUGGCUAUGUGGAUCCAGUCAAGGGACGUGGCAUAAGAGUACUAUCUAUUGAUGGUGGUGGUACAAGAGGUAUCGUGCCCCUGCAGGUGUUAAAGCUACUGGAAAUUGAGACUGGAAAAAAGAUCCACCAGCUGUUUGACUAUAUAUGCGGCGUGAGCACAGGUGCCAUUUUAGCCUUCAUGCUGGGUCUGGCCCAUUUUUCUCUGGAGGAAUGUGGUGACAUGUAUCGACGGUUUGGAUCUGAGGUUUUUCGGCAAAACCCGCUGGUUGGAACGGUACAAAUGGGCUGGAGUCACUCCUACUACAAAACUGAGACCUGGGAAACAAUAUUACAAGAGAAGCUGGGAAAUCAGCUUCUAAUUAAAACAGCCAGAGACCAGUUCAGUCCUAAGGUGUCAGCAGUAAGUGCAGUGGUAAACUGGGGCACCAGUCCAAAGGCUUUUGUCUUCCGUAACUACAACCACAAGCCCGGCUCGCUCAGCCGCUACGCAGGAAGCUCGGCCUUCCAGAUGUGGCAGGCAGUGAGGGCCUCCUCUGCAGCACCAGGCUACUUUCAAGAGUUCCCCCUGCAAAGUGAUAUUCAUCAGGACGGAGGCAUUCUCCUGAACAACCCGUGUGCCUUGGCUGUCCAUGAAAGCCGUCUGUUGUGGCCCAACCAGCCCUUCCAGUGCGUGCUGUCCCUUGGCACCGGCCGCUAUGAUAAUGCAAAAAAGGGCCCUGUCACAUCCACCAGCCUGAGGGCCAAAAUCAGCAACCUGAUCUGCAGCGCCACAGACACCGAAGGCGUUCACACCCUUUUGGACGACCUGCUCCCCCCAGAUGUCUACUUCCGAUUGAACCCAAUGCUGAGCACCCUGGUCUCCCUGGACGAGAGCCGGCCAGGAGCUCUGGAGCAGCUGCAUAAAGACACCAAGACCUACCUCGAGAGAAAUCAUCCCAAACUGUCCAGACUCUGUUUGGUGCUUGGAGCAGAGAGGUCAGCCGUGAACAGAUCGACAGACUGGAUGAGUGAGAGAGUGUGGGAGAUGAAACAGAGAUGGAUGUGAACCAAAGGUCCAAUUUACAAAAACCUACAUCGUGUUAGUGUGACACCAGUUUGGUUUUCCCUAUUGAUAUUAUAACAAAAUAUUUGUCCCCUCAAGUGUCAUCAGUAAAACCAAUAUUAAAAUACAGCAGUACAGGUGUACCCUGUGGUACAUGAGAAAGAAAAUGUAUUUUUAAUAAUUACUUUCAGUCUUUUUGGUGGUAUUUAACUGAAUCCAACGAACCAAUCCAAAUGAGAAUCAAACUCCCCCACAUACCACUAGAGGAUGCCCAAGUCAAACAGCGAAAUAUCUCAGAGAAUACCAUUGUUAACUGUUACCCUUAGGUCCAUACCUAGGGGUAAAAGUUAGCAUUGUUGUACCUAUCUUUUUUGUUGUUGUAUC